AUGUUCCUCUCCUCGGGCCCUGGAGAACCCAGGAGCUCUGUAAAGACCAUCAGCCUUGCAUCUUCUCCUGCUGGUCUGGAGAAUUUACAAACCAAAGAGAAGAUUCCUACCUUAGCAGAAUUUCUGCAUCAUGUGCGGAGGCUCACUGGGCUGAAGAAAGAAGACGUGUUCUGUAACCUGCGUGUCCCAAACCAGUUUCAGACCUCACGCCAGGAGAUCGGCCUCAUCAUCCUCACAGGUGCUGCUGUGUACUGUAUAGAUGUAAAGGCAUGGGGAGGAAUGAUUUCUGCUCCUGCUCCCAACACGUGGCACAUCAAGGUGAAAGAGGAGGAGCAGAACUUUACUAACACAUCCAUUCAGCAGAUCCGUGAUCCCCUGCAGGCCAUCACGAUGAAAGCCCAGGAUCUGCGCAGCCACAUGCAGCGUUGUGGCGUGAACAUCAAGCCCACACUCUUUUUACCCAGAAUUCUCUUCCUCUCACCACACUGUCACCUGGAUGAAGAGCUAAGCAAAAGGAAGGAGCUGGUAUCUCACCGUGACAUGGAAACGUUUCUGUGCUCUCUCAGGGAGAGUUACGUCACCUGGAUCACAGACACCAUCACGCCCUCGUGGCUCUCAGGACACCUGUCCUUCAGACAGUUGGGGACGGUGCGAGAGCUGCUGGGACAGAUGGGGACGUGGGACAUGGUGCAGCUAAGUGACGGUACCGAGCUGAAGGGAGACUUUCAGGGUUGCCAGAACCUCGCUCUUGACAGACAGGAAACAGAUGUGCUGGAGUUCAGCAGAGGGCGGAGCCUAAGUACUGAUACACUAUGGGCUCUGCUGGGACACACACCACAGGUGACAGUGAAGAUGCACAAGCGAGGAGCUCACAGCUGGUGGGGAAAACCUCUCAGCGGGACGACUACCAUCCCGUCCAACACAUACAUCCUGUUCCGCAUCAGUGGAGACGACAAAGAUGCCAAGAUCCCGGCUACCAGCAUCCACACCGUCACGCUUAGCAUCUAGGGUUGGGGGGUCAGGGGUCAGGGGAGGAUAUUGCCAGUCCUCCACGAUCAAGAUCAAGAUCAAGUUUGGAUUGGAAAUUUUCUGGAUGCUAUUUGCAUAAACCUUUUGUAUUCAUGUAAAAGUAUGUUACUGUGGUGAUGCUGUUUCUUCUAUUAGAUCAUUCUAAAGAAGCUUUAUUUAUAAAGACACUUUUAUUUCGUCUUAUUAACAAACACAAUGUGAACAAUGUUGUACAAAACUAGUCUUCAUUUUUUGUGCAUGUGAGAUGGUGUGUAAUCGGCCGUGUGAUCGCGUGUUUGCGUGUCGGCUCGUUUAGCAGCUAGCCGGUUUCUCUCGGCCGUAAUUGCUCACUCAACAAACCAACGCGCUGCUCAUCUUGACACGUUUUUCAACACAGGAUCCAUUUGUGACCCGGCGGCAUUGUUAAAGCCUUCGGAGAGCAGCGACUGGAGCACAAGCUACGCAAACUGCGCUAAACUCGACUCGUGACACAAACGCACUCCUUCACCCGAGCACAAUGGAAAACGCUGGUGUUGUUAUGGAAAUAGCGGCGGUUCAGCUAAUUAGCGCGGCUCGUUUUCUCUUGUUUGGGAUGACGAGUCUAGUGUGAGCCCGUGCUUUGAAGCGGCAAAUUAAUUACCGAUUGUGUCGCUGAACUCAUAUAAGGAGUAAGCGCUAAUGCUAAUUUGAUGCAGGUGUGGAACUGGGACUGAUUGAUGCUGAAUGUAGAGACAUGUCGAGCUGCAGCACAGUCGAAAAGUUUCAGCUCAGUGAAAUUUCACUGUGAAUCUUUUUCAGGAACUCUUUUAAUUCCUGAUAUACUGAAUGUGAGUGUGAAUUUAACUAGAAUCUUGAUCUGAAUCUGAAACAUAUUUAAACGCCAUUGGAUUAAAAAGGCAUAUCUGAAUUUGGAUAUGAAUCUGAAUUGAAAAUUCUGAUCAAAAUCUGAAUCAAAACUCAAAUCAGAAUUUGCAUCUGCAGAUUUGCAUCUGCAUUUGCAUAGAAUCAGAUUAAUAAGAGUCACACUAUCUGAAAUGAAUUUUUAUUUAUAUCUGAAUUAGAAGUAAAUUUGCAAAUUAAAUUAAUUUGUAUGUCAGGUUUCAAAUAUUAAUCAAUGUCUUCCUGCGACUCAUUCACAGCUUUCUUUUAACAUUAAUGCUAACAGUUGGCAGUCUUAUUUCUGCGAUUUCUAUACCACUUUUUACAAUCAAUUAUACUUUCCUGUCAGUGCUAACAGUCUUACAUUACGCUAGCUGUUUUUCUACUCAGGAUUUAUUAUUACAGAGAAAUAAUUGCCAUUAUUUGUCGAAUCCAUUCACAGGGAUUUUUCUCUCAGUGCAUUGUCCUUCUUUCUUACUACCAGCGCUAACAGCUAACAGUCCCAUUUAGCGUCUCUGGUAUUGGCACUAAUGGAGUUGUUAUAGAUGUAGGCCGAGUGCCUUAAGCUAACGCGGAGAUUCAGAUCUUUGUGAAUGGCGGUUCUGAGGCUCAAACUGCAUUAUGUUGCACUCAGGUUUCACAAAGGGCUGUUUAUGAAUUUACCCCGGAGGACGUUUGGUGUCCGUGUGAGUUCUGAGCUUUGACACCGACUAGUCCGUUUUAUCGGUGAAGAACAUCGCAUAGCCAUGGGGUGACAGAAACAUAGCGGGUUCUUCAGGCAGGCAUGACGACAUAUGAUAAGGCUUUUCUUUUUUUUCUUGUUUCAUGUAUAGUGAAGAGAAAAUAGGUUGUAUACUCAUUUUUUCAAGCCAUAUGUGGUUCUUCCCCAAACAUUUCGAGGUACACGAUUGUAUCGGACGUCACUGGGUGUUUGAGCAUGAAAAUUUUCCUUCAAUUCAACUAGGAGACCCAAAACUGUUCCAGCAUGAUAUCUGUGCACAAAGCAGCUUCAUGAAGAUUGGGUUGCAGAGAAAGAUCUCCUGCUGUAGAGCUCAAAACCCUAUUAAUGAAUGUGGCACUGACUGCACCUCAGGCUUCCUUACCUCACCUGCAUCAGUACCUGACUUUACUAACAACCAUGUUGCUGAAUGAGUCUCCACAAAAUCUAGUGGAACAUCUCCUCAGAAGAGUGGAGCUUAU
Messenger RNA from Silurus meridionalis, 3087 nucleotides. RefSeq lists its product as uncharacterized. Lineage: Eukaryota; Metazoa; Chordata; Actinopteri; Siluriformes; Siluridae. The coding region runs from base 1 to 1008 and encodes 335 amino acids. The transcript has 7 exons. The record is from RefSeq and is a predicted model, not a curated record.